UUUAGUAAAUAGGUUUCUUUGGACAAGAAUGCUGGGCAGUAGUGUAAAGCAGUUGUUGGGAGAAACCCUUUCAGAGUUGGAAAGAGCUGUUUUUGUUUGCAGAGUUAAGGCCUAAAGUCAGCAUGUAGCUUCCAGCCAGCCGUUCAUAGCUCUGUUUUGUUGGGACAAUUUUGUAUUUUGCCCAGUAGCGUUUGUAAUAAAUACAGAGUAAUCUGAGUAAAGUAAACUAUGGCUGUGUGGUAGAUGCAUACAGUAACUUUUCCUUGGACUGAAAAACCAUACAAAAUGCAAUGGUGUGGGAUUUUGCUCACUUUUCUUUGACACACAUAUUACUUUGAGAGCUUUCAGAGCAAAGGGUUUCCUGAACCGGGUCACUGGGAAUAUUGCACAUGCAGGUGUAAACAUGUAAUGAUCCUGUUCUAGAAGUGAAGAGCCUUUCAUAAGAGGGUUGAGACGGGACUAGGCAAAACCUGUAAGGGUUGAAGGAUCAAAGAAGAUUCUUAUGCAGAACCUACACCAAUGAAUGCCAAAAAAGAUGACAGAAUCCCUCUGAGCACUUUAACAGCAGGUUCCAAAAGGAUAUUUGUUUUAGACAUAAAAGAAGAGGCGACAUCCUUGGAUUAUGGUGAAGAACACAGCAGAAAUGGAAUGUCCUCCACAAAUGAUGCUGAAGAGGAAACUGGAAAGAAAUUCCUCUCUGAUGGUGAUGUUCAAGAGGAAGAAAAGGAAGUAGGACAGGAGACGUUCCCCAAAGAGAAUGCUGGCAAGGAAGAAGUGAUGAACACUGCACCGGAUCUUUCCAUCAUAAAAGUGGAAGUAGAAGAAAGUCCCCUGUCCACUGAUGGCCAUGUCUUUUCAAAUGACAAAGCAACUGCCUCGACAGCAUCGAUACGAGUACAGCCGAAUCCAGAUGAGGAGGUGGAUCAGCAAUGUGACGAGAACCAACAGAUUCAGCCACUGCGAGGGAUGAGACAACAGUCUGAAGGUUGUCAGGGAGUACCAUCCGCAGAGCAGCACACAAGUCCUUCUUUUGCUGGCAAAGGAAGGAAACUGUCACCCCCUUUCUCACAUAAGGAGGUCGCCAUCUUGGUGAAGGAGGUCACCAGCCAUGCUGAUGAACUGUAUGGUCCAGACAGGUUGCCGCUUAAAGAAAGAGAGAAACUGUGGGUUGCUGUAAAGGCUAUCCUUGACGCCAAAGGAAGUGGAAUUGUAUCUCGAUCUGUGCGCCAAAUCAAACAAAAAUGGGAUGACUUGCAGAGAAGGGACCCACAGGUUCUGGAGGUACUUGGCGGAGCAGUCACUAUUGGGGAACUCAGACAAAAAAGGAGAAGACAGCAGGAGGAAUUCAUGGUUUCAUCAUCGGGCAAGAGGAAGCGGAUGACAAAUGGCAUCAGUAGCACUGACUCGUGGAAAGCAUCAAUGCUGGGCCUACAGAACAGCCAGCUGCUGAGACAAAAGAAGACCACAAUAAGAUCUACAAACCGUAUACUAAAAAUACAGCGGGAGCUGGAGUGGCUGGCAGGAAGAGAAAAGCAGUUAUCAGAAAAAUGGCCUCUAACCGGACUCCAGUCACCCUUGGUACCAGUUGUUGAAGACUGCGCUUCACAGCCACAAGUGACCCCCACACAGCAGGAGGAAACUCGUGCCAUCCAGGCAGACUUAAAAAAACUGCAAAGAAAUGUAGUUUCAUUGCAGGCUUGUUUAGCAAGACUUGAGGCUGGUCAGGCAAAACUUGAAGUCAACCAAUGCCGUAUUUUACAGCUACUUACAAAACUGUCUGCACGGGUGAGGUCACAGCAAAAUCUGUCGAAUGCUCAGCAGUGUCACCAUUAAGAAUACGUUUUUGGUUCACACCAACUAUUGUACACAAUUAUAAAUCAUUUGUUGUAUGUUAUGUAAAUAGUGUUAUUUUUUUUUUUCAUUUUUGUUAUUCUGGUGCAUUUAUUUUGAUAAUACAAACAUUUACCUUAAUUA
Protopterus annectens (West African lungfish) is the source of this 1974-nucleotide messenger RNA. RefSeq lists its product as uncharacterized. The transcript has 7 exons. Gene Ontology annotation, cellular component: nucleus. Bases 520 to 1833 code for a protein of 437 amino acids. The record is from RefSeq and is a predicted model, not a curated record. Lineage: Eukaryota; Metazoa; Chordata; Ceratodontiformes; Protopteridae.